AUUUGCCCCUCUAUUUAAUGAAAAAGAAAAAGUACAGCCUUAUUUCUCUGACCACGCCACGUUCUAUUUCUCCUUACCCCCGAAGGAAAGUACAAAACCAUAACCCCCAAAUUUCCCAAUCGGAUUCAGAUCAAUUAGGGUUUCCAAGCAGCAAUGGCACUUGAGUGGGUAGUACUAGGCUAUGCCGCAGGCGCAGAGGCAAUCAUGGUCCUUCUCUUGACCAUCCCAGGCCUUGACGGACUGCGCAAGGGACUGCUCGCGGUGACGCGCAAUCUGCUGAAGCCGUUUAUGUCGGUGGUUCCCUUCUGCCUGUUUCUGCUGAUGGAUAUAUACUGGAAGUAUGAGACGAUGCCGACCUGCGAGGGCGAGUCCUGCUCUCCAACCGAGCACCUCCGUCACCAGAAAUCUAUCAUGAAAAGCCAGAGGAAUGCGUUGUUGAUCGGUGCUGCUCUAAUUUUCUACUGGCUUCUUUACUCGGUCACUCAUCUUGUUGUGAAGAUCGAGCAGUUGAAUCAACGCGUCGAGAGGCUCAAGAGCAAGGAAUAUGUGAAUUCUUAGUGGCAGGCAGUGGCUGGGGGCUGGAGGAGCAGAUCAGAAGAGGGAAUUGAUACCAGUUUACAACGAGAGGGGGUGGCGGUGGUGGUCUUCUUGGUGUAGAGGAGUAGAUUUUAAGUUAGCUUGGGUCUGUUAUCAGUGGGUGUCAGAGUUUUUUGGGCAAUGUGACAAUUAUCUAGCACCCUGUUUAGUGACGGGUUGUUGAAGCUGAUCUUCUAUUAUUGUGAUGUUCAUAAUCUCUCACUUGUCUUGAAAUUCAUCUCUACAAGGCCAAAA
This is a messenger RNA of Populus euphratica (Euphrates poplar), 831 nucleotides long. RefSeq lists its product as uncharacterized. Gene Ontology annotation, cellular component: endoplasmic reticulum; endoplasmic reticulum membrane. Lineage: Eukaryota; Viridiplantae; Streptophyta; Magnoliopsida; Malpighiales; Salicaceae. The record is from RefSeq and is a predicted model, not a curated record. The coding region runs from base 154 to 558 and encodes 134 amino acids. Gene Ontology annotation, biological process: endoplasmic reticulum to Golgi vesicle-mediated transport; intracellular protein transport. The transcript is spliced from 2 exons.